AUGUCGACUCCCAGUUCAUCUGGAUCCAUUGCAAAGAAAGAGAUUUUGAGCUUCUUACCAUCUUUAUAUUUGAUUUCGAAGAAACCAAGUAAGAAGUGUAAGUAUUGGGAAUGGAUUGAUGAACCUGUGACUGGGAAUCCAGAUUUAGAACAAGAACUUGAAGCAGUUAAAGAGGAUGUUGCAUGUUUGAAGAAAGAAGUUCAAGAGCUAAAGAAUAAAGCACAUAGUUAUAGGGUAGCAAUCAGUUGUAAUAUUAUCUGA
Messenger RNA from Lactuca virosa, 261 nucleotides. The record is from the annotation of a GenBank genome assembly. Lineage: Eukaryota; Viridiplantae; Streptophyta; Magnoliopsida; Asterales; Asteraceae.